GUCUUUACUCUGACGGACCAAGAAGUUUUGGUUGCUGGAAAGGUUCGUGUUCGGAAGAGACAGGACGAGAAAAGCGCAAAUGACUAACAAGCGCUGUUAAACAUUACGCGAAUGUCUCUAAAUUUCUGACAGGGGUAUGAACUCGCAGAUUAUUAAAAGAGAGGCCAAGCACCUUCGACAGUAGCUGUCUAGCUCGCUGCUAUUUGAUACGAGGACAGCGUAAAUUGCUGAGGGCACUCGCGCUUCCUCAGGCUCGGUUCUGUGGGACUUCAACCGAACUUUAACCCGGGAUGGGCGACCCAGCGGUACUGGAGAUUUGGACUGGAUCAGAAUAACAUCUAACAUCGGAGUUUUCGGUGCUCAGAUGUGGCUGCUGGGACUGGAGACGGGAGACGUGUCACUGAUAAAGCGGCUGGAGUUAAGAGCCACGGCGCAGACGUCCGUCCAUUCAGCCCGGUCCGCCCCACAGGGCAGUCCAUCCAGCCCCAAACCAGGACCUGUAGGAUUUUAUUCACCCUAAACUUCACCGCCCGGUGAAUGUAAGACUAUUUAACCGGAAAGACGCGUUUCGUCAGAAUGGGUACGUUGUUUCGUAGUGAGGAGAUGUGUCUGGCCCAGCUCUUUCUGCAGUCCGGAUCCGCUUAUGACUGCAUCAGUGAACUCGGCGAACUCGGGCUGGCGGAGUUCAGAGACCUUAACCCUAGUGUGAACUCUUUUCAGCGGAAGUUUGUCAAUGAAAUCAAGAGAUGUGAAGAGAUGGAGAGGAUUCUGGGAUAUCUUCUGAGGGAAAUUAAAAAAGAAGACAUCACACUGCCAGAAGGGGAGGUGAACCCAGCUGCACCAUUACCCAAACAUGUGAUGGUCAUAAUGGAGCAGCUUCAGAGACUGGAACUGGAGCUGAGUGAGGUCACCAGAAACAAGGAGAAACUCCAGAAGAAUCUUCUGGAACUGACUGAGUACACACACAUGCUGCGCAUCACACGCAACUUCGUGCACCGCAGUGCCGAGAGGGAGCCAUCACAGGUCCAGUAUGAAGAGUUUCCUUUCCUAGAGAAAGAACCCAUGAUGGACUACACCAGCAUGCAGAGGCUUGGAGCCAAACUUGGGUUCAUUUCUGGGCUUAUUCAGAGCGUAAAAAUCGAGGCGUUUGAGCGCAUGCUCUGGAGAGUGUGUAAGGGCUACACCAUCCUCAGCUACUCGGAGGUAGACGGCCUUCUCGAGGAUCCAGAUACGGGGGAGCCAACCAGGAGUGUGGUGUUCCUCAUCUCUUACUGAGAUCAGAUUGGACAGAAAGUUAAAAAGAUUUGUGACUGCUACCACUGUCAUCUGUACCCAUACCCCAACAGUAAUGAGGAGAGGACAGAUGUGGUGGAGGCUCUCCACACACGCAUUCAGGACUUGCACACGGUUCUUCACCGGACUGAGGAUUACCUGAGGCAGGUGUUGAUCAAGGCCUCAGAGUCUGUCUACGUUUGGGUGAUCCAGGUUAAGAAAAUGAAGGCCAUAUAUCACAUCCUUAACCUCUGCAGUUUUGAUGUCACAAACAAGUGCCUCAUUGCGGAGGUGUGGUGUCCCGUAAAUGAUCUGCCCGCGCUCCGGAGAGCGCUAGAGGAUGGAUCGAGGAAGAGUGGAGCCACAGUUCCCUCAUUUGUCAAUCGUAUCCCAAGCAAUGACACUCCACCUACACUCAUACGCACCAACAAGUUUACCUCAGGCUUUCAGAAUAUAGUUGAUUCUCACGGCGUAAGCAGCUACAGAGAGGUCAACCCAGCUCCAUAUACAAUCAUUACCUUUCCCUUCCUGUUUGCUGUGAUGUUUGGGGACCUCGGGCACGGCAUCAUCAUGGCGCUGUUUGCUCUGUGGAUGGUUCUCUAUGAGAAUGACCGCAAACUGAAGAAAACCAGAAACGAGAUCUGGAACAUUUUUUUCGAGGGUCGUUACAUCAUCCUGUUGAUGGGUAUAUUUUCAGUCUACACUGGAUUAAUAUACAAUGACUGCUUCUCUAAAUCACUCAACCUGUUUGGCUGGUGGAACGUCAGCGCUAUGUUUGUGCCUGGAACUCUCCGCUCAAAUAGCUUCCUUGCACUGGAUCCAAACGUCACAGGAGUCUUUAAAGGGGCCUAUCCUCUGGGCAUUGACCCGAUCUGGAACCUGGCGUCCAACCGUCUCACCUUCCUGAACUCCUAUAAGAUGAAGAUGUCCGUGAUCAUAGGAAUAAUCCACAUGACGUUUGGAGUCGUGCUUGGAGUUUUUAAUCACCUGCACUUCAGACGGACAUUUAAUCUGUACCUGAUAUUUAUUCCUGAGCUGCUCUUCCUGCUCUGCCUCUUCGGCUACCUGGUCUUCAUGAUCAUUUAUAAGUGGCUGUUUUUCACAGUCAGAGACUCUCAGACAGCUCCCAGCAUCCUCAUUCACUUUAUCAACAUGUUCCUGAUGCAGGGGGACUCCGGUCAGCCCCUCUACCCAGGACAGGCCGGGUUUCAGGUGUUCCUGGUGAUUGUGGCUGUGCUCUCAGUGCCUGUGUUACUCUUGGGCAAACCUCUCUACCUCUACUGGCAGCACAAGGGCAGAGACCGCCUGAGCAUGUACCGGGGUUAUCAGCGUGUACGGCGGAGCAGUGAGGAAGAGCUCUCUCUCAUGCAUGCUCAUGAUAUGGAGGAGGGCACCAGUCUGGACAGCCACUCCUCCAGCUCUGACAGCCAAUCAGAGGAGUUUGAUUUUGCUGAUGUCCUCCUCCAUCAGUCCAUACACACUAUAGAGUACUGCCUGGGCUGCAUCUCUAACACUGCGUCUUACCUCCGCCUGUGGGCUCUCAGCCUGGCACAUGCCCAGCUCUCUGAAGUGUUGUGGGCCAUGGUGAUGCGGGUCGGCCUGCGAGUGGACACCAGUGUGGGCAUUGUGUUCCUGGUGCCUGUUUUUGGUCUGUUUGCUGUCCUCACCGUGUCCAUCCUGCUGGUGAUGGAGGGACUUUCAGCCUUCCUUCACGCUCUCAGACUCCACUGGGUGGAGUUCCAGAAUAAGUUCUAUAGCGGCGCUGGCGUCAAGUUUAUACCGUUUGCCUUCUCUCUCUUGCACACCAGCUUUGAAAACGAGGGGUUAUUGUGAUCUGUCGCGCUAAACACCAGGCCAGAGCGGAUCUGUGAGAUUCAUUUUAACAGAUUUACACAUUGCACUACAUGCCAAAGUGCUCCAACCAAAUACUCUUUAUGUGGAGAUACCAGAUCAGCAUUGAAAAUACGUAAAACACUCUGAGAUAAAGCAACAGCUCUGGACUGUAAAUAGGA
This is a messenger RNA of Puntigrus tetrazona (Sumatra barb), 3284 nucleotides long. It is a transcript of the gene atp6v0a2b, whose product is annotated as ATPase H+ transporting V0 subunit a2b. Gene Ontology annotation, biological process: proton transmembrane transport; vacuolar acidification. Gene Ontology annotation, molecular function: ATPase binding; proton-transporting ATPase activity, rotational mechanism. Gene Ontology annotation, cellular component: vacuolar proton-transporting V-type ATPase complex; plasma membrane; vacuolar proton-transporting V-type ATPase, V0 domain. NCBI's taxonomy places the organism in Eukaryota, Metazoa, Chordata, Actinopteri, Cypriniformes, Cyprinidae. The record is from RefSeq and is a predicted model, not a curated record.